AUGUUAAGUAAUCUCAAUUGGCAGAUUGGAAAUAGGAGUAAAAUAGCCUUCUGGAAGGAUAAUUGGACUGGACUCAGUUCCAAUCUUAUAACUCUUUCAAUAGCUCCCCCAUCAGCUGAAGAAACAGAUCUGAAAAUCAAUCAUAGUAGUUUUGUUUCUGAGGAGGGCUGGAAUGUUCAGUAUAUAGAGCAUCAUUUCAACCUUAGUGUGGUGAAUAGAAUUAUGGCAGUACCUCAUCCUGAAGAUGUAGAAGGAGAGGAUUAUCUGAUGUGGAAUAACUGGAAACUAGCUCCCAGUAGCUGUAGGGACCGUAUCUGGAGCUGGAAAGUGAAAGAAAGGGUGAAGUUCCUCAUGUGGAAAUUGUUUCAUGAAAGAAUGCCAACUAAGGAGAACAUAGCCAAGUGGAGUGAUUCUUUGAAUAGCUGUCCUUCGUGCCCAGAUAAGGUGGAGACCUGUCUUCACGUUUUCAGAGACUGCCAAAAAGCAGUUAAGGCUCCUGCUCAAGGUUUUCUAAAGCUAAAUGUGGAUGGUGCUUCUCUUGACAGUAGAGCUGCUUGUGGUGGUCUCUUGAGAGAUUGUAAGGGUUCUUGGAUUAGUGGUUUUUCUGCUUUCGUAGGUUUCUGCUCCCCUUUGCAAGCAGAACUCUGGGCGAUUCUCAAAGGAUUAAUCUUUGCCUCGAACAAUGGUUGGAAGAACAUUAUGUUGGAAUCAGAUUCAUUACAAGCUAUCAGUCUUUUUACCAAUGUUGGUAAUGAUACUCGAAAGAUUCCUUUGGUAGCUAAGAUUCAAGUCUUUCUUAAUAAGGAUUUGACUGUUUUGUUGUAG
Molecule: messenger RNA, 825 nt
Organism: Gastrolobium bilobum
Lineage: Eukaryota; Viridiplantae; Streptophyta; Magnoliopsida; Fabales; Fabaceae
Exons: 3
Coding region: 1-825 (274 amino acids)
Molecular function (GO): RNA-DNA hybrid ribonuclease activity; nucleic acid binding
Source: RefSeq, a predicted model, not a curated record